Cynara cardunculus var. scolymus (artichoke) is the source of this 412-nucleotide messenger RNA. Its product is annotated as late embryogenesis abundant protein 1-like. The coding region runs from base 14 to 325 and encodes 103 amino acids. The record is from RefSeq and is a predicted model, not a curated record. Lineage: Eukaryota; Viridiplantae; Streptophyta; Magnoliopsida; Asterales; Asteraceae. The transcript has a single exon.
CAAAGAAACUAAAAUGGCAUCGCAGGAUCAGCGUUACAGAGCCGGUGAAGUGAAAGGCCAAGCUGAAGACAAGACCAAAGACCAUUUGACUAGCAACCACUUGCCGGAGAUGGGCCAGUCGACGACGGCCGGAAAAAAGAAGACCGGCGGUGGAGGGGUGAUGCAGAGGACGGGAGACCAAGUGAAGAGCAUGGCUCAAGGUGCUGCAGAAAAGGUGAAGCAAUCGUUUGGAAUGGCGGAGGAGGAGGAGGAGGAGGCGGUGGUCGGCGGUAAGACAGGUGGCGCCCCCACCGGGAGGACAACUACUAGGAAGACCACUUACUGAUGAUGUUAUUGAUGAUCUUGGUUUCAUUUAAAGUGGUUUGUUUUGAUUAAUUUUAAUUAUAUGUUUUAAUUAAGGUUGGUUUUAUGA